CUCUGUUUGCCAAACAAAUAUCUCGCCGCUUCUCUCCAGAAACAGGAAACGAAACAACGUUAGUUUCUGUUUGCAAAACAUCGCCUGACUCGCACGAGGAGGGUCAGUGUGUAAAUUCUCCCAUCACGUUAGUAAGGAACAUGGUGAGAACCCUGAAGAAUCUGUCUGAUCUGAGAGAGACCGGUUUCGGUCGGCCUUCUCCGAGACACGGUCUGAAGCUGUUGUGGUGGUUCGCUCAUGAUUGUGUUCAGAUUGACUCUAACGGUCGUAUGACUGCACUGUGCAACCCUGAAUAUGGAGAUUUUGGUUUCCACCGAUUCUAUAAUGGUGAUGGACUUCUUCCUUACUUUGGAAAAUACUACGAGGUGGGCAACCUGAACACCCCUGGCUCACUGCCUGGUUAUGUGACCGAGCAUCACACCGGAUAUUCAGACGACAGCAACACAGAUCGCAUCAUCGUUUCUUUUAACUCAAGUUGCAACCGACUGGAGAAGAUUUAUGUGACGCAGCACUCAGAUGAGGUGAAUUUUGACCAGAAUCGCACGUACAACAUUAGCCUUGACCUCCUGAAGGACAUUCAAGAAUUAAGACUGAAAGAAUUCCUCAGAGAAUCUGUGAAUGAUUCUUCUCAGAUUUCUUACAAAAUGCAAUGCAGACACACACCGUUUCCAUCUCCAGCUCAGUCUGCAAAGAGUGAACCCUACCAGAGCCAAACAGUCGAGUCUAUUAAGGAUGUCUGUGCAAAAUGCUGCAAAAUGCUGUUUUAUAUGUUUUUGUUCAUUUGUGUUGUUUUCUUGAUUUUAAUAGCAAAAAUAUGAUUUUCAUGCUGUUUGCUUUGCAUUUCGAGAGCUUUAUUGCACAGUAUGCUCUACGUUAAUGUAAUCAUAUAAUGUUGAGCUUUGCUUUUUGUCACUAGACAAAUAUUAAAACAUUAUCUUUUAAAAAAAAACAGAUAUAAGCCAUGAUAUAUGUAAUAAACUAUAAACUGCAUUGUUGAUAACAGUUAUGAAUACUGUAUAAAAUAAAUACUUAAUAUGAAACCUAAAUAUGAGGACACUAGAGCUUGAUAUGAGCUUGAUAUUGUCUGUCAUGUCUGCUCUAAUGUGUUUCGGCAAGUUUUGCUUUCCAUAAUGUUAAUUUCUGUUAAUCAAAACAGAAACACACACACACUUACCUGUAGGACAACUAGUGUGUGUUACUAUAGUGAGUUCAGUGACAUCAUCAAACGUGUGUGUGUUUGUUUUAUUGACCUUUAUGGAAGUACAGCCCUUCAUUUUACUGCAAUAAUCCUAGAAAAUCAGGGCCCAUAUUUACAAAACAUUUUAUCUUACCACUAAGAGUUCUCCUAGAUAGCAGUAAAAGUUUUUAGCUAAGAGAUUUUACAUACAGUUGAUGCUCCUGUAUGCAUGUGUCAUAUAGAUGACACGAUACAAAAAUAUUUGUUUUCCAUUUGAACUGAUUGAUUUGAAAAUAUACAUUUCACCCUCACUUUGACCAAAAGUGAGCAGCAUUCAUCUGUCCUGCUUCAUGCUCCACACAGACACUUCACUAGCACGCACUUCUUUGGGUUAACAUUAGCUUUUUCUCGCUGGGUUUAAAGCAACACCUAUUCAUACAAUACAGUAUGAAAUGUAAGUCAUCUCCAUUCAUAAACUCAUCCUAAAGGCCAAGCAUCGAUUAGAACUUCUACGAGAGGCUAAAGACGGACCCAGUUUUGCUUUACAAGUAUACAGAGGGCAUUAGAGAUUCUGUUUGGAGGUCUCUGCCGUGUCAAGUGUAGUGCUGCUAAUUUUGCCUGAUUUUGAGUGGCAGAGGACAAUCACAGAGGAAACGGUGAAGAGAAAUUUCUACUUCGACAAUUGUUUUAAAUCAGUACCAAGAGAGGAGGCCGCCAUUAAACUUACUUCCAGACUCCAGAAACUGAUCACCUGUGUUCAAUCUUUAGAUUUCCCAAGUGGUUAAGUAAUUCUAAGGAAGUGAUGAAAUUAAUUACCGCUGGUGAAUGGACAAAACUGUUACGUGGGUUACCUUGACCAAGAGGAUAUGCCAUUUGAACGAACACUGGACGUCCUUUGGGAUGCAGAACAACAUUGUCUCACAUUUGCUGAGUCAGUGGACAAGCACUACCAGUUCCAUCUAUGAUCCUUUAGGAUUUGCAAGCCUUUUUAUGCUCAAAGCUAAAGCAAUCUUUCAGGAGUUGUGCCACAUUAAAGUCGACUGGGAAUAGGAGCCACUGGUAACAGUGCUUCUGUAAACUCCUGUAACUCACACACAUCAGCGCUAGAUCACUAUGACUUUAGUUCUGCUGAUUUUGUUGGCUUCAAUGUGUCUGUCAUUAUCCAGAUAUACCAUCAUUUAAUACCUGCCAGUACUAAAUAAAACAC
This is a messenger RNA of Puntigrus tetrazona (Sumatra barb), 2384 nucleotides long. RefSeq lists its product as uncharacterized. The transcript has 2 exons. The record is from RefSeq and is a predicted model, not a curated record. Lineage: Eukaryota; Metazoa; Chordata; Actinopteri; Cypriniformes; Cyprinidae. The coding region runs from base 141 to 818 and encodes 225 amino acids.